AUCUGACAAAUCCUCUCUCCUUUUCUUUCGUAGAUUGUCAACGAAAUUUGCCAUUAAUAUUUGUCACGGGCAUUUUCGUGGAAUUUAUAUUGUAAAAGGCAUGAUCUACAAUAAGUGUUGCGAAAAAUUGUUAGAAUCAGUUGAUUGACACAGGACGGACGUGUUUUUCACACAAUUGUCUUUCCAAAAACUCAAGAUUCCACCUAAAAACUAUAUACAACCCAGAGGGUGGCUGCCGAAGGGUCGUGUUGUGUGUGAAGCUAACCCAGAUACUAGUAGCCUUCUACUUCCAUACAAUUGGAAAAUCUUCCUGAACGGCGAACCACCGUGGGGUUGCUAGCAUCAUCUAGGAUAUAAUAAACAACCUUUAAACAAAUAAACCUGUGCGAACCUGAGCACAGGCUGCCUCCUUGCUUAUUUCACUUUAACUUUUUAAUUGUAUUUAACGAAUCCACCUCUAACACCGAACAAAAAUGAGGAUCUCGAACGAAGAAGACAGAGUUCACAUCUUGGACGACAAAUCGAACGUGUUGUCCGUAAUCAGGAACAUCGUCGCCAACAACAAUCAAGAGGAGGCGUUCUACGUUUGCGAUGUUGGCGACAUUGUUCGCAAACACAAGAUCUGGAGCGCCAAACUGCCUAGGGUUCAACCACACUACGCUGUAAAAUGCAACGAUGGCCUCAUCGUGUUGGAAACUCUCAACUCACUCGGCGUCAGUUUUGACUGCGCCUCUAAAGGGGAAAUCAACAAAGUGCUCGACUUGGGUGUGGAUCCCAACCGCAUCAUCUAUGCCAAUCCGGCGAAACAGGCCAGCCACAUCAGGCAUGCAGAAGCUACAGGAGUCUCUAAGAUGACUUUCGAUAAUGAAACGGAGCUGUUCAAGGUCAAGAAGCUGUUUCCCGAUGCGAGAAUGGUUAUCCGUAUCCGUUGUGAUGCCGAGGAAGCCCAAUGUCAGCUGGGCAACAAGUUCGGGUGCGAUCCCGAUACCGAGGCUCCCGAGCUUCUCCGAAUCGCCAAAUCGUUGGGCAUUGACGUCAUCGGCGUCAGUUUCCACGUCGGUUCUGGGUGCCGCGAACCGCCGGUGUUCCGUAGGGCGAUAUCGGCGUCCAGAAAAAUUUUUGAUUUCGCCGAAACUUUGGGAUACCAGUUUUCUCUGCUAGACCUGGGCGGAGGAUUUCCCGGAGAUAAGGAAACGUCGAUUGAUGAGAUAGCGGACGUCAUUAACGUCGCUCUGGACGACUUCUUCUCUGAUCUGGAAGUCCAAGUGAUAGCUGAACCCGGCCGCUUCUACGUCAGUUCAGCCUACACGCUGGCCUGCAACAUCCAUUCGAUCCGCAAUGUCACCCAAAUCGACGAGGAAACCGGAGAGUUGGCAAUUCACCGCAUGUAUUACAUCAACGACGGCGUCUAUGGCAGCUUCAACUGCAUCCUAUAUGAUCACCAGGUGGUCAAUCCUGUACCGCUGAAGGAACAUCCCGGCUCCAAGUACUACCGCAGCAGCGUUUGGGGGCCGACUUGUGAUGGACUCGACCAGGUUGUGGAGCAGGUUAUGCUGCCUGAGAUGAAGGUGGGUGACUGGAUGGUGUUCGAGAAUAUGGGUGCUUAUACAUUGCCGGUGGCGAGUCCAUUCAACGGGUUCCCCAUUCCGAAGGUGCAGAUCGUCAUGGAUGAAAGCAUUUGGACUCUGAUGAAGGAUAUCAUUCAGUUCCAAAACAGUCACUUCGAGAUGCUGGCUCUACCGCCAACUUCAGAAAAACACGAAAAGUGUUACGAACUACCAUCUUUUCCAAUUAGGAUUGAGAUACCUGGAAACCCAUUGGAAACUCAUAUUUUGGAUUACGCAAUGGAAUAAGUUUAUGACUCUGAUUUUGAUUUUGACCUGUAACUCGAUUUAUUGUCUAUAGACCACUAGUAAUUUUUUAUGGAGAAUGAAGGGAUCGAGAGGAUUUUUGUACUUACUCCCUAUAUUGAUUUUUUUCUCAUUUGUUUUUCAUAUUUUUCAUAUUGAGGAAAUUGAUCUUGAAUUUCUGAUCUUGACGUUUUCUCUAUCGUUUCAUUCUCUUUGUUGAGGAAAAAUAAUUUUCUGAAUUUUUUAACCGACAAUUUCUCAUUUUGCAAUGUUGAAGUUAAGAAUUUUUUAAACUUGAAACAGUUCACGGAUUCCGUAGGGUUGUAUUU
Messenger RNA from Leptinotarsa decemlineata (Colorado potato beetle), 2179 nucleotides. RefSeq names its product ornithine decarboxylase. Gene Ontology annotation, cellular component: cytoplasm. The record is from RefSeq and is a predicted model, not a curated record. NCBI's taxonomy places the organism in Eukaryota, Metazoa, Arthropoda, Insecta, Coleoptera, Chrysomelidae. Gene Ontology annotation, molecular function: ornithine decarboxylase activity.